GUCAACGAAAGUACAACACACACCCACUCCCGACACAUAUGCUAGACCAGUGAAUAGAGUUUAAGUCAUUCUCACCUUCACAGCUUCUUCUUCCGCUUCUUUCUUCUUUCCUUUCUCGAGGUGUUAUUUCUCUUGUUCAAGGGCGCUAAACCACAUCUUUCAACCUCCUAAUCCGACUUACGUACCCACUACCGACUGCCCGGCAAUACCAUCUCCAUCCACGACAACCAUCACCGCCAAACCCACCACCUGUCAACACCUCCCUCCACACUCCGCCUCCUCCUCCACAUCGCACAUCGCACACAUCCACGAUGGGCAUCCUCCAAACACUGAUAACCUACCUGACGGCGCACCCUUUGCCUCUUAAAUCCGCCAGCACCUCGGCGCACCUAGCCUCCUACGCGCCUCACUUCCUCGCCUCCAGUGAAGCCACCAAAGACACUCAAGAAACCUGGUACAUCUACGAGCAGCUCCUCCUCGCCUCCCUCCGCACAUCCGAUGACUCCUCCGCGCGGCUGUGUCUACAGCGUCUCGGUGACCGUUUCGGCGCCGACUCUCCCCGAAUCCGCGCUCUAACCGGGCUCUACGACGAAGCCGUCGCCGUCACACCAUCAGACCUCGACGAGAUCCUGAAGCGGUACACUGCCCUUCUCCGCGAUGACCCUACCAAUGUCGCCAUCGAGAAGCGACGGAUAGCACUACUCUCGUCCCUCAACCGACCAGAGGAGGCGAUCUCGGCCCUCACCAAACUCCUCGCUCACUCUCCCACGGACGCAGAGAGCUGGGCACACCUCGCAUCACUCUACCGCUCGCAAGGUCUCUACGCGCAGUCUGCGUUCUGCUUAGAAGAGGUCCUUUUGAUCCAUCCGAAUGCCUACAACAUCCACGCGCGUCUGGGCGAGACGGCGUUUAUCGCAGGCCCCGCGGACGCGGAGCAGCUGGCGGAUGCGGUACGAUACUUCUGUCGGUCUGUAGAGCUGUGUGAGUGGCAUCUGCGUGGAUGGUAUGGACUGCGGUUCGCGACGGAUGCGAUUUUGGCAUCUCCCACGGUGAUUGCAAAGAUCGGCAUGAAGCGACGAAUGAUCGAAGCACUCAAUGCCAAAGCUACCGAACGACUUGUGGAGAUAGUGAGGAGAGCAACAGCAGGAGAGGAAGGAUGGACGGGCUUCGAAGCGGCGGAGGUGCAGGCUGCGGGAGAGCUUAUCGCUGUCGAGCAGCCGGUGAGGUGAUGCGGGUUUGUGUUUUGCGAUGUGAUGAUAAGCGUGUUUGACUUUUUUACUUCUUGACUCGAUCUUGCUUUCUUGUUCCUAUUGGGUUGAAACCGGUGUUAACGGGAAGGGGAACUGUGGCUUGGAUUUGAUUGUAUAUGCUGGGCUGGCUGGCUGGAUUAAUGAGCUUUUUUUAAUUGUCUCCUUCCCGACUCAUCACCCGGCUUUUUUUCGUCACUCUCCCUCAUGAUGGGCGCGAGCAAGUAAGCGAUAUGACUGUGAUGUAUCUUAUAUUUCCUUUACAAAAAUUAUGGUGAUGGGCGAAGUAAGCUGAAGUAGAGCGGGAGUGAGGGAGUAAUUGAACAACCGUGC
Tricharina praecox is the source of this 1580-nucleotide messenger RNA. RefSeq lists its product as uncharacterized. The record is from RefSeq and is a predicted model, not a curated record. NCBI's taxonomy places the organism in Eukaryota, Fungi, Ascomycota, Pezizomycetes, Pezizales, Pyronemataceae. Gene Ontology annotation, biological process: protein folding in endoplasmic reticulum. Gene Ontology annotation, molecular function: protein binding. The transcript has a single exon. Gene Ontology annotation, cellular component: EMC complex. Bases 312 to 1229 code for a protein of 305 amino acids.